AUGGCUGGACAGGUGCUACUAUCAGUGGCGGACUACGUGGUCACUGUCAUAAUGCUUCUAGUACCUCUGGGAAUCGGGGUUCUCUUCGCUUUCAAAGACGCUAAGAAAGCGACACGGGACGAGUACCUGUUGGGCGGUCGGCAGAUGUCCAUGUUACCUGUGACGCUGUCCUUGUUCGUCACCUUUCAGUCGGCUAUUUCCGUGAUGGGGGUGCCGAGUGAUAUCUACAACUACGGUGUGAUGUUCAUCUUUGUCUACGGGGGGUUCUGCAUCAGUUAUGUCAUUGGAUACUUCACCACGGUCCCUCUGAUGUUCUCCCUGCACCUGACCAGUGUCUACGAGUACCUGGAGAUGAGAUACCGCUCCAGGACCCUAAGGAUGUUCAGCAUGGGGAUUGGGAUGUUCCAAACCCUGUUCUACAUGGCCAUAGUACAACUUACACCUGCACUGGCUCUACAGGCAGCUGCUGGUAUACCCCUCUGGCUCUCCGUGGCCAUCAUAGGGGUCAUAGGCACAGUGUACACAACCAUAGGAGGAAUCAAGAGUGUGAUAUGGACCGACGCCUUCCAGUGUGCCGUCAUGCUUGUGGGCGUCCUCAGCAUCCUCAUCACAGGCUCCACGACAGUUGGGGGUAUGAGCAAUGUGAUCAACAUAUGCCAGGAGAAGGGCAGGUUAGACUUCAGCCGCACCAGCCCAGACUUGCGAGAGAGGAACACUUGGAUGGCGACCCUUAUAGGAGGGACUUUCAUGUGGCUAGCCAACUUGUGCAAUCAGUCAACAAUACAGAGGAUCUCAGCCAUGAAGACAGUGAAGGACGCCAAGAACUCCUACAUCAUCAACAUUUUACUGACGGCCAUAUACGGCACUCUUCUGCUCUUAGUGGGACUUGUCGUUUUCGCCUACUUUGAGUACAUGCGCUGUGAUCCAUAUGACGGAGGUUUCAUCACCAACCGGAACCAGAUGGUGCCCUACUUUGCCAUACACGCUUUGAAGGACGCGCCGGGUAUGGCUGGCUUCUUCAUGGCCACUUUGUUUAGUGGAUCUUUGAGUACCCUGUCGUCAGGCAUCAACGCCCUAGCCGCCAAUACUGUAGAAGACAUCCUAAAGAGAACUCUAAGCUCCUACUCCGAGGCCGUCGCCACAAGAAUCACCAAAGUCAUCGUCUGUGUCUACGGCAUCAUCAUCGUGGGCCUGGCCUAUGCUGCGAACACUGUCAAAGGUCCUGUCUCCCAGAUUGGACUGUCCGUUAUAGGCGGGUGUGGGGGACCUAUUCUGGGCGUGUUUAUGGCUGGAGCUGCCGUGCCCUGGGUCAACAAACGAGCGGCCCUGAUUGCACAACUGUCGGCGAUAGGGUUCACAGUUUGGAUCUCAAUUGGAAACCAGAUUUAUGGCAGAAAGGUGAAAAUCCUACCGCCACCUCCGACAGAUAUGUGUUAUGCAAACGCAACUUCUGUAUCAGAUCUAGCGCUUUUACCACACUCUGGCGUAGGAGCGCACAAUAUUUCUGUCAUGUCGAGCAGUUCGUCCAAUACGGUGGCAACGUCUUCGUCGGUAACUGUAGGAGAUGACCAAAUUUUGGACCCCUAUGCAUUCGGCUUUUACUUGUAUGACAUUUCUUACGAAUGGUACGCUGUUAUAGGAACGGUUAUCAGUUUCUUUGGAACGGUGCUCCUCAGUAUUCCGGGCAAGGCAUCAACUCUUUCUAAAGUCAAUUCUAAAUUGAUCUUUCCGAUCUCUCGAAGGUAUUGGUCUCUACCCGAGCCCCAUCACACACCUGCAGACGAGAGUAACAUAGACGCCAUUGAAAAUUUGAAAUUAUCCAACUUGAAGAUCAACAGCUUCAAGGACACAGAAUUCUCAUUGGAAGUGAAUCAGAAAAAAGAAGUUGAAGAUAAUAAGGAAACAGAAUCUGAGAAGCUUUUGUCUAAUCAAGAUAACGGGCCCAACAGUAAAUAA
This is a messenger RNA of Aplysia californica (California sea hare), 1956 nucleotides long. Its product is annotated as sodium-coupled monocarboxylate transporter 1-like. The transcript has 7 exons. Gene Ontology annotation, biological process: transmembrane transport; sodium ion transport. The record is from RefSeq and is a predicted model, not a curated record. Gene Ontology annotation, molecular function: symporter activity. Gene Ontology annotation, cellular component: membrane. Lineage: Eukaryota; Metazoa; Mollusca; Gastropoda; Aplysiida; Aplysiidae. Bases 1 to 1956 code for a protein of 651 amino acids.